Messenger RNA from Schizophyllum commune H4-8, 581 nucleotides. Its product is annotated as HIT-like protein. Gene Ontology annotation, molecular function: catalytic activity. The transcript is spliced from 6 exons. NCBI's taxonomy places the organism in Eukaryota, Fungi, Basidiomycota, Agaricomycetes, Agaricales, Schizophyllaceae. The record is from RefSeq and is a predicted model, not a curated record. Bases 73 to 516 code for a protein of 147 amino acids. Gene Ontology annotation, biological process: nucleotide metabolic process.
CACAGACAGACGCCUUCCUUCUCUCUCCGUGACGCAUCGAUCAAGUCGACUGCAACGGUACUCACAGUGACCAUGUCUGGAACCGCAAAGCACCUUGCCAGCUGCAUCUUCUGCAAGAUCAUCAAGGGCGAAAUCCCGAGUCUCAAGCUCCUUGAGACCGAGUUGAGCUACGCCUUCCUGGACAUCAACCCGCUGUCGACGGGGCAUGCGCUCGUUAUCCCGAAGUACCACGCCGCCAAGCUGCACGAGCUGCCCGACGAGUACCUCGCUGACGCUAUGCCUGUCGCGAAGAAGAUUGCCGUCGCGCUAGGCGCCGAGAACUACAACAUCCUGCAGAACAACGGGCGCAUUGCGCACCAGGUCGUCGACCACGUCCACUUCCACGUGAUCCCCAAGCCCGGUACUGAGGACGGCAAGCCCAAGGACGACGCGGGGCUCGUGAUCGGGUGGCCGCAGCAGACGGUGACGAAGGAGGAGCUGGCGAAGGUGGCGGAGGAGGUGAAGGGGAAGCUGUGAGGGGCUGGACGGGGUAGGAGUGGGAGGAGGGGGUUAUGCGGGUGGAAGAAGGGGGGGAGGAGGGG